This is a messenger RNA of Fusarium oxysporum Fo47, 1901 nucleotides long. RefSeq names its product uroporphyrinogen-III C-methyltransferase. Gene Ontology annotation, molecular function: uroporphyrin-III C-methyltransferase activity. The coding region runs from base 50 to 1777 and encodes 575 amino acids. The transcript is spliced from 2 exons. Gene Ontology annotation, biological process: sulfate assimilation; siroheme biosynthetic process. The record is from RefSeq and is a predicted model, not a curated record. NCBI's taxonomy places the organism in Eukaryota, Fungi, Ascomycota, Sordariomycetes, Hypocreales, Nectriaceae.
AUUUCUUUUCUUUAUUUUCUGUAUAAGCAGAUCAAUCAAAUUAUUCGAAAUGGCGUCAAUAAUACCUUCAUCGCUUCUCGCAGCUCUCAACUGCAGAGGCAAUACUCAUCUCGUUAUCGGCACGAACCCGCUCGCUGCGACUCGAUGUACCCAGUCUCUAAGCUCUGGCGCAAAACCAAUCCUUAUUGCCCCCGAAGGCUCUGAGCUUCACUAUGCUCUGCAGAAGAAGAUCGACGAUGGCAGUGUCCAAUGGCACAAGAAGCAGUUCGAAGACGCCGAUUUGCUAAGACUUGGGCGCGAGGAAGUGGAUGGUGUAGUCGAUGCUGUCUUUGUCACAUCAGGACCACGAGACCCUCAAAGUCUUCAUAUUUCUACCCUCUGCAAACGAAAUCGCAUUCCCGUAAACGUCGUUGACGCUCCUCAACUCUGCACAUUCUCUCUCCUCUCGACACAUACCGACGGCCCGCUCCAGAUCGGCGUCACUACAAAUGGCCGUGGCUGUAAGCUAGCCUCGAGAAUUCGUCGUGAUAUUGCCGCUUCCCUCCCCGUCAACUUGGGUGCUGCCUGCACACGCCUCGGAGACGUCCGCCGCCGCAUCCAUGAUGAAGACUCCCUAGGCGCUCAAGACGACCCCGCCUCUCUCGAUGACUCGUACGACCAAAACGCUCAAUUCAACCGUUUAAUUACUGAGGAGGAUGCGAAGAACCGAAGGGUGCGCUGGUUGAGUCAGGUCUGCGAAUACUGGCCCCUGAAGCGCCUCGCUGCUAUUACCGACAAUGAUGUUGAGACGGUUCUCAAGUCAUACCCCGGUAAUGGCCCUGAUAUCAAGCGUGAUCCUGGUACGCCAGAGAAGCGUGUUGGUACCAUUAUCUUGGCUGGUAGCGGACCUGGUCACCCUGAUCUCCUCACCCAGGCUACUCAUAAGGCUAUCAAGACCGCUGAUCUUAUUCUUGCUGAUAAGCUGGUGCCUUCUGGCGUCCUUGACCUUAUCCCCCGCCGCACUCCUGUUCAGAUCGCUCGCAAGUUCCCCGGUAACGCAGAUCGCGCUCAAGAAGAACUUCUUGAGAUGGCUCUCGCCGGAGUUCAAGAGGGCAAAACAGUCUUGCGCCUCAAGCAGGGUGAUCCAUAUGUAUAUGGACGUGGUGGUGAGGAGGUGGCCUACUUCCGUCAACACGGCUUUGGAGACAGAGUAUCGGUUCUCCCAGGUGUUACGAGUGCUUUAAGUGCUCCUCUUUUCGCAGCCAUCCCUCCUACGCAACGUGAUGUUGCUGACCAGAUCCUGAUAUGCACUGGCACGGGCAAGAAGGGCAAGGCUCCUUCACCACCAGAGUUCGUGCCCAGCCGUACUGUGGUCUUCCUCAUGGCCCUUCACCGAAUCAACGGCCUCAUUCGUGAGCUGACCACUCACAUCGAGCUUGAGCCUCUUGCUCCGGCUAAUGAAGAGGCUGCUUCAUCGCAGCCCCCUCCUCCACCAGAACCUACUCAAGUCUCGCCUGUAACAGGCGAGAGCAAGCGAGUACUCUGGCCCCGCAACACUCCGUGUGCUGUCAUUGAGCGUGCCAGUUGUCCCGAUCAGCGGGUUAUUAGAACCACACUUGAGCAUGUUGCUGAGGCCAUUGAGACAGAGGGCAGCCGACCUCCAGGUCUCUUGGUUGUUGGACGAUCUUGCGAGACUCUUUUCACCCCUGAAAAGGGUCGAGCUUGGGUCGUUGAGGAAGGAUUUAGAGGAAUGGAGAUAGAAGACUUCACUGUCGGCCUUGAUGCCUUGCAAGCAUGAUUCAUGAUAUCCUAUAUGAUUUGGUUUGGAGUUUACGCGGGCAUGAUAAAGGUUGCAUAGCUGGAGUUGGGUACAUCUGGAUAUUACUUCUACAUAGACUCAUAUCAACAACGAUCAUUACUAU